GAAAAAAAAAAAAAAAGGAGCCAUGGCGGCGGCGCUCUGGGCAUGGGGGGCGACGCGGCGCGUGUUGUCAGCGCUCCGAGACCGGAGCCCGGGGCUUGCGGCCAUGUCAUCAGGCACUCACAGGUUGACGGCAGAAGAGAGGAAUCAAGCUAUACUCGACCUUAAAGCAGCAGGAUGGUUGGAGUUAAGUGAGAGAGAUGCCAUCUACAAAGAGUUCUCCUUCCAAAAUUUUAAUCAGGCAUUUGGCUUUAUGUCCCGAGUUGCCCUACAAGCAGAGAAGAUGAAUCAUCACCCAGAAUGGUUCAACGUAUAUAACAAGGUCCAGAUAACGCUCACCUCCCAUGACUGUGGUGAAUUGACCAAAAAAGAUGUGAAGCUGGCCAAGUUUAUUGAAAAAGCAGCUGCUUCUGUGUGAUUUCUUCCAAAAUCCAUGUGAAAUCUUGUACAUAUCUUAGCUGCAAUGUAUACUGAAGGAAAUUUACUUGAACAAAUUGAGUUGUUCUUAAGGCAUCAUAUCUAGAGGCAAAAAAAGAAAAAUAACAAUUUAAGUCAUGUAAAUUUGGUUUGCCUUUGUAUACUACAUUUGGUAAAAUCAUUGCUUAAAUAUGAAAUGAUUUAAACUUGAA
This is a messenger RNA of Callithrix jacchus (white-tufted-ear marmoset), 626 nucleotides long. RefSeq names its product pterin-4-alpha-carbinolamine dehydratase 2. Gene Ontology annotation, biological process: tetrahydrobiopterin biosynthetic process. The record is from RefSeq and is a predicted model, not a curated record. Gene Ontology annotation, molecular function: 4-alpha-hydroxytetrahydrobiopterin dehydratase activity. NCBI's taxonomy places the organism in Eukaryota, Metazoa, Chordata, Mammalia, Primates, Cebidae.